This is a messenger RNA of Penicillium cosmopolitanum, 354 nucleotides long. RefSeq lists its product as uncharacterized. The record is from RefSeq and is a predicted model, not a curated record. Bases 1 to 354 code for a protein of 117 amino acids. NCBI's taxonomy places the organism in Eukaryota, Fungi, Ascomycota, Eurotiomycetes, Eurotiales, Aspergillaceae. The transcript has 2 exons.
AUGGCCCUCCUCGUUUACUCCCAAACAAAGAGAACACUGACCAUGGUGCAAGGGUGGAACCAGAACAACUCCAAGCUUCGUGUGCUGGAAUCAAACUCACAACGCGACUCUCGGCCAAUCUGCACGCUUGCCCCGAAAGAUGUUCUGGUCGCUGCCAUGCACGACCAGCACGUUGAACAAAUCUCUCGCCUCCGAGGUGAAAUUGCCGAACUACAUGAACGGAGCCGCCGUCUAGCCGACAAUUUUCGCGAAGUCCGAAAUACAGCCCUCGACUACCGUGCACGUAUUGCCAUGCUUGAGGCUGCCCCUUUCCCAAACGUCGAAUACAAUGACCCUCCCACCUGCAGACGAUGA